Molecule: messenger RNA, 1367 nt
Organism: Halichondria panicea
Lineage: Eukaryota; Metazoa; Porifera; Demospongiae; Suberitida; Halichondriidae
Exons: 5
Coding region: 1-1263 (420 amino acids)
Source: RefSeq, a predicted model, not a curated record
AUGGCCUGUACUGAUCUGAUGGAUCUAGUCAAUGGAGAUUUUGCUUACAAUAUGGACGACAGACCAGUGGACACUGUGGCCACCUAUACCUGUGACACUGGCUACACUCUCAAUGGAGGCAGUACCAGGACUUGUAAGAGUGAUGGAAUGUGGAGUGGAUCGGAUCCAACGUGUUAUGCUAUUGAGUGUCCUCCUCUACCGACCAUUACCAAUGUCACGAUCUCCUACUCUCCUGAUGUCACCUCUGACUAUGACCUGGGAACUGAGGCAACCUACACUUGUGAGGCUGGGUUCUAUCUUGAGGGUAAUGAGGUACGAGUGUGUAUGGAUGAUGAUGGAAUGGACACCAUUGGAGUGUGGAGUGGUCAGGAGGCUGGUUCUUGUUCCCCAGUCGUCCCCCCUCCUGUACGCUCAGUGUUGUUCCAACUCAGACUCACCAACAUCAACAACUGUCCUGACUGGGUGGACCAGGAUGGGAGGAUAGAAGCUGUGAUGAGUGCGUUUGCUGUCGAGGUUGAGAGUCACUGUGGGUGUGGUUUCUCAAGUAUGGUAAUGACUGCCCCUCUCUUCCGCUGCUUCCCUGGGUCGGACAGAGCUGUCACAUUCCGAGCCACUCUAACUGAUUCCAGGCUCCUUACUCCCAUACAGGCCUGGAUACAAACCAAUGGAUUCAUUCCCAUUCAGAAUGUACUGAUUAAGGUGGACAAGUCUUGUCCGGUACAGAUCUCGAGCCUUACAGACAUAGAGUGCACCAAUCAGCCUGCUGCUGCAGGGAGCAGUGACCUAGCCGCUGUGGUCGGUGGAGUGGUGGGAGUGGUCAUUGUCCUUAUUAUUGUGGUUGGCAUUACGAUUGUUGUCAUAGUGAUUGCUGUACUGGUGUUCAAGAACAGGAGAGAGAAGCUAACAGUCAACAAAACAUCAAAACAUGAUCUACCACCAGUGUCGCUAAAGGAUGUGGUCAGCACUGGUGAGAUACAAUCAUACGAGAUGAUUGAAAUGGGUCACGAAUACGAGGAAGUGUCCAAGUUCCAACGAGCCGUUGCUGGAGAGUAUGAGAUCAUUGGUGGAGCACCCUCACAGACAACUGGCUCCGAGAGCAAGGCUGCUAUAAAGACUGAGUCAUCACCACCCACUCCACCCACUCCACCCACACCACAACCCUCACAAGUGACUAAAACUGCUGGAAAUGAUAUUGAGUUUACAGAGUGCGUUGCUUACAGCACGACCACCCACAGUCACCCCCCACAGCCUACAGGUUUAUGAACUUAUGAACAUGAAACUGCAAACUGAUAGAAAUACUGUUGACUGCUCUAGCAAUGAUACGCAUUUGCUUGUAUUUGCAUUUGUAUUUGCAUAUUUGCAUGCAU